CGUUCAAAUAUAGCGAUCAAACGCCGCACUGUGUUCCACGCUUGCCGCGACGAGAUACUUUUGCAAGAAGUCAACGACACUCCGGAGGGUCAGUUGCACCUGUAAAUUGAACGCCAAAUAUGUUGGUUGAACUCGACAGCAGCCACUUCUUCGGUACCGUAUCGGGCGGUGUAAAUCACCGCUCGAGGGGGGAAACCACAGUGAGUUAGUGGAGAUGCCUUUUUUUUGCGAGUGACCUUAACAUUUCGUAAGGACGCUUCGUUAGUUUGUCGCUCGUUAAAGGACGGUUAUGGAAGCUUAAAAAAUAGUGUCUUGUUUCGAAAAAUGCCCGAUUCCGGCAAGCGAAUGUAACCGAUAAGAAACCUUCAACUAUUGCUCGAUUGGUACACAGAACACACCAGGGAAUAACCCUCGGUCGCGUGUCACUUCCGCUGAUUACGAUCCGGUGCAUUCGCGCCGAAGGUGCAACUGCAAUGAUCUCUUAUCCAUUCCACGCAAGCCCUUAACGAACGUGCACGGCCCCACCCGUCCUGUGCGCAUUAGCAUUAGUAUUAGUAGCGGGUAAUUUGCACCGUCAACGACACCACCCAGCGACGGAGGGUGGAUUACUCAUCAUUGGCUGGCGCAAACGGUCGGCAAAUGCAUGCGAGAUCAAAUGCGGUUCAAAAAGCAUCAAACCCGCCAAACACGUGCUACUGCUGCUGUCACAUUGAGAAAGCAUGCGCGCAUACCGCGCUCUCUCUCACACGAACAAACGUAAGGGUAGUAGACGGUGGUUGUUGCUAUAGCAGCUACUAAUCAUGCGUUGACACCGGCGAAGGUAACGCAGCUUGGUUCGUUCUCUGAGCGCGCUCACUUUUGUUCGUUCUCACUCGCUCUCUCUCCCGUUCUCCUGGUUUGCGCGCGAACUUGAAUGGUUGCACAUGGUCGGAGGUAAACAAUGCCGGCUUUGCUACGAUGAUGAUGCUGCCCCCCUGUGGGAGAGAAGCACAUAUUUCUUCCGCUACACUGGCGGGGUUCUGUUUUCUGUUGCGCCAAACGUUACCCGCCUUGUGUCAAUCGUUGUGCAUUUAUAAAACGUGCUCGCGGAAGAACUAUAAUGGCGAGUACAUCGUAGACAGCGCAGCCAACACCACGCGAGCUCAGGAUUGGCACACGGUGCAUCGGUACGGCUAAACGGCAGCAACUAAAACAGUGCGUCAAAUACCGAGCUUGAGCUCGAGUGGUGAAGGUUUUGGGGAGCGAUUGUGUAGUUUUCAAAUUUAACCACAACUCACAACCAUGUUUCGUCUGGUGCGGAAUCGCUGGUGUCUUGCGUCGGUUGUGUUGACCCUCAGCCAGCUGACGACCAUCGAAGGGCAGAUAAGUCUAUCAUCCGUACCGUGCGGACGACAGCAGCAACGGAUCGUCGGUGGUGUGAACUCGAACCGCGGUCAGAUAACGUACAUUGCCAGCCUCACCAAACGGGGUGGCCAUUUCUGUGGUGCAUCGAUCGUCAACGAACGAUGGCUCCUGACGGCUGGACACUGUGUCUGCAGCGGUGCUAGUAAGGUGCUGCGUGCCAAUCAAAUCCAGGCCGUGCUGGGCCUCUACCGAAGGUCCGAAUUCAGUGGCAUCAAUCAAAUCGAUGCGGAUCCGUUCGCCGACCGUGCUUACGAGGUGGGCAUACGGACGAUCGUACCCCAUCCCGGAUACAGCUGCGACAAACCGUCGAACGAUAUCGCACUGCUCGAGCUGGCCAGACAAAUCGACUUCACCGCAUCGGUACGGCCGAUUUGUCUGUCGAGCGGUUCGGACGGGUCAGCCCGUGUCGAGGGACGGACGGCAGUGGUGGCCGGUUGGGGUUGGCAGCAGGAAAACCGCAACCUGGGCGAUAAGGCCGAUACCCUGCAGCGGGCGGUUGUGGAUGUGUUCCGGAACGAGGAAUGCGAAAGCAUGUACCGGCGAGGCAAUCGAUCGAGAACGAUCGCUCGGACGCAACUGUGCGCCGGCAAGGGAACGGGUGGAGUCGAUGCGUGUUGGGCCGAUUCCGGUGGCCCACUGGUGACGAGCGACAACGUGCUGAUUGGUAUCGUGUCCACUGGGAUUGGUUGUGCCCGGCCAGGAUUUCCUGGCAUUUACACACGGGUAAGCGAGUACGCCGGGUGGAUCGUAACGGUGAUCGAUCGGUUUAAUAAUAGAAGGUAACGCUUGAGAGAGAGAGAGAGAGAGAGAGAGAGAGAGAGAGAGAGAGAGCGAGCCAAACAUUCACAGUAUUAAUUGUUUCUGGUAAACAAUACCACUCUCUAGUCACUUUUAUUUACCUUAAUAGUGCAUUUAAACAAAGUCAUAUUUGAAUGCUAUUGGGGCUAUGUACCUUAUUUAUACCUUUUCUUGAGGCCAAUGUUUAACUAUUAAGAAGGAUAAUUUAUUUGUUCAAAUAAAUGAACAAAUGAAGACACUA
Anopheles stephensi (Asian malaria mosquito) is the source of this 2443-nucleotide messenger RNA. RefSeq names its product trypsin-1. Gene Ontology annotation, biological process: proteolysis. The transcript has 3 exons. NCBI's taxonomy places the organism in Eukaryota, Metazoa, Arthropoda, Insecta, Diptera, Culicidae. The record is from RefSeq and is a predicted model, not a curated record. Gene Ontology annotation, molecular function: serine-type endopeptidase activity. The coding region runs from base 1282 to 2187 and encodes 301 amino acids.